Chondrus crispus (carragheen) is the source of this 1465-nucleotide messenger RNA. RefSeq lists its product as hypothetical. Gene Ontology annotation, biological process: DNA-templated transcription initiation; regulation of DNA-templated transcription. The transcript is spliced from 2 exons. The record is from RefSeq and is a predicted model, not a curated record. NCBI's taxonomy places the organism in Eukaryota, Rhodophyta, Florideophyceae, Gigartinales, Gigartinaceae. Gene Ontology annotation, molecular function: DNA-binding transcription factor activity. Bases 1 to 1278 code for a protein of 425 amino acids.
AUGGCCCCCGCCGUUGCCUUUUCGCCCAUGCCUGUUCCCUCUUCCCCCUUCCUGCGCACCGUGCCACCCCCGACCCGCUUGCGAAUCCCCCCGGUCAUCCGACGCGCGCGCCGCACCAGCAUGGUGCUUGCAGCUCCCAAGCCGAUCACUUCGGUCGCCCCCGCCUCCUCCAAGCAAGCCAGCCCCGUGCGCCGCCCGUUCAACGACGGCCGCUCGGACCUCUCCGACGGUGGCCUCCUGGCCUACUUGAAAGAGAUCGGCUCAGUCGACCUGCUGGAGGGCCAUGAAGUUGUCGAGUGCGCACGCCACGUUCGCCUUCUCCUCCACUGGGAAGGAAUCAAGCGCGAGCUCGACGCAGCUCCCGUUCCGAAGGAGGGCGGAGAGGCUGAGCCGUGCGACGUCCCUAUCUCCGCCAGGUAUUCGAGGGCCACUAAGGAUCGCGACUCUCCCGCAGUCAGGAGCGCAAGCUUGCAGGAAUGGGCUGCCGCGUGUGAUCAGGAUCCGCACCAGUUUGAGGCCGAUUUGAAUCGGGCCAGGAUGUAUAAGGAUAGGCUUGUGCGCGCGAACCUACGCUUGGUCGUUAGCAUUGCGAAGAAGUAUUCGAAUAAUGGCAUCAGCUUGGCAGACUUGAUUCAGGAGGGAAGCUUGGGCUUGAUUCGGGGCGCGGAGAAGUUUGAUCAUACCAAGGGCUUUCGCUUUGCUACGUACGCGUCGUGGUGGAUUCGACAGGCGAUUCAGAGAGCCAUCUCUGAUUCAUCGCGCGUCAUUAGGUUGCCGACGCAUGUCAAUGACAUUGCGAAGAAGGCAAAGCGAAUUCGACGUGAUUUUGAAAGGGAAAAUAACCGGCCACUUACGAAUAGCGAGCUGGCACGCAUGCUUGAGAUUAAGGAGGAAAGAUUGAGCUUUAUUUUGAACAAGACGUUGGAGACGGAUACGGUGUCCCUGGAUGUGCCGCUGUUUGGGAAUAAUUUUGAUCAUGGCAAGUCGGUGUCACUGGGAGAUAUGAUUGAGAACCCUACCGCGUCUCCGGAGGAAGCAGUGUCGGCCGGAUUGCUCCGGGACGACAUUGAAAACGUUUUGCUCAUGCUCACACCGAAAGAGCGUGAAGUUUUGCGCAUGCGUUACGGCUUUGAUGACGGCAAGAGCAAGAAUUUUGAAGAGAUUGGUGCUAUCUACUGCGUCCCACCAAAUAGAAUACGCCAGAUCGAGGCCCGCGCCAUUCGAAAGUUGAGACACCCCAACUUUCAUCGCUGUCUCAUCGACUGGAGACUAGAAUAAGCAAUGGUCUUAAUCUACCGACACGUUCGCGUGUCCAAUAGUUUGUUUUGCAGCCCGUGUCAUAGAAGUAGGAUUAGAUGUUUAUACCGCCACGUUCCAACUUUUUUUUUUCUAUUGGUUACAAUUCUGCAAAAGUGAACUGGGUCACAUUGCAUGCAAAUCACACCCUGGCAUUGCCGUACCGAGA